Rhizophagus irregularis DAOM 181602=DAOM 197198 is the source of this 981-nucleotide messenger RNA. The record is from RefSeq and is a predicted model, not a curated record. Lineage: Eukaryota; Fungi; Glomeromycota; Glomeromycetes; Glomerales; Glomeraceae.
AUGAUAGAACUAAAUAAUAAAGAAGAUGUGACUAUUUACGAAUUACCAAAUGAAGAGGAUUACGGUGAAAAAGUCAACUAUGAAUUAUAUGAAUUAUCAAAUAAUGAAAGUUAUAUAUUGUCAAACGAAAAAGUUGACUAUAAAUUACCAAUUGAGGAAGUUGACGAUAAAAUUUCAAAUGAUUGUGAAAUGUCAAAUGAAAUCCAAAAAGAAAAAUUAUUUGAAGAAGAGCCAUUUAACAAGGAAUCUUUCGAAGAAUUAUUUGAUAAUAAUGAGUAUUUUAGUGAAGAUGAAUUAUCUGAUGAUUAUGAAGAAUUUAACUUUAAUAUUAAAGACGGAUUAUGUAGUGAUAAUGAUGAUGAUAAUGAAGUACAAAGCAAAGAAAUAUCAGAUAAAAUUGUUGAUAAAGCCUUAAACAGUGAACAGAUGCCACAUACUGAUGGAGAGUUUGCACCGUAUUUCAAAAAUGUUACUGAGGCAUUGAUGUUUUGUUGGAUACAAAAACAUAACAUAUCUACCCGAGCUUAUGAUGAAUUAGUGGAUAUAAUUAACCAUCCAAAGUUCAAAAGUGAAGAUGUUGUAACAAAUUUUGCCUCUACUCCCGAUCAAAUCACGCAAAAUAUCAUUUGGCAUUCACUUAACAAUCCAUCACUGUUUGGCCAAAUGUAUUUUGGUCCAGGUAAAAUAGUUGAAAAAAAUAUAGAACUCUGGCAUGGAGACUUACUAUGGAAGGAAUCACCGCGAUUUGGAUGUGCAUUUACUCAAAUUAAUGGAAAGAUAUACAAUUGUGGAGAUUUUGUAGUUUAUAAAGAAACAGUAUCAAAGAUUGGUAGAAUCUUAGCAAUAGUAGAAAUGCAUGGUGAACUCAAAAUAAUCAUACAACGCGUUUUAAGGUUUGAUGAAUUGCCAAAAAAUUUACAAAGUAAUGAUCGUAGAAAAAGAUCACAUAUUGAAGUAUGGUUGUUAGAUUGCAAUCAAUAG